GAUCCGCGCCCCCCGGGAGCAUGGCCAGCAACAGCAUGGCGGACCCCCGGCGGCCCAACAAGGUGCUGAGGUACAAGCCUCCGUCUACGGAGAACAACCCCACGCUGGAAGAUCCCACUCCAGAUUACAUGAACCUGUUGGGGAUGAUUUUCAGCAUGUGUGGCUUAAUGCUUAAGCUGAAGUGGUGUGCUUGGAUUGCUGUCUAUUGCUCCUUCAUUAGCUUUGCCAACUCCAGAAGCUCAGAGGACACCAAACAGAUGAUGAGCAGCUUCAUGUUGUCUAUCUCUGCUGUGGUGAUGUCCUAUCUACAGAAUCCCCAACCCAUGUCCCCGCCUUGGUGAAGAAAUUACAGCUCAUUGCACAACUCCUUCUUGCAAAUCCCAGAGAGACACUGUCGGGGGAGAGGAAGGAUUCACACACUAGAACCAUCUGUUUGUACAAGCAGUGUGUUGUAACACUCGGCUAUCAAAUUAAAUGGGUUGUUGUUGUAAGAGCUUUGGUUUAAAAAAACAAUCUGUGCGCAU
Molecule: messenger RNA, 524 nt
Organism: Emys orbicularis (European pond turtle)
Lineage: Eukaryota; Metazoa; Chordata; Testudines; Emydidae
Gene: WDR83OS
Product: WD repeat domain 83 opposite strand
Exons: 4
Coding region: 21-341 (106 amino acids)
Biological process (GO): protein insertion into ER membrane
Cellular component (GO): endoplasmic reticulum membrane
Molecular function (GO): protein folding chaperone
Source: RefSeq, a predicted model, not a curated record